This is a messenger RNA of Seriola aureovittata, 2256 nucleotides long. Its product is annotated as inactive Rho GTPase-activating protein 11B-like. The record is from RefSeq and is a predicted model, not a curated record. Gene Ontology annotation, biological process: signal transduction. The coding region runs from base 844 to 2004 and encodes 386 amino acids. NCBI's taxonomy places the organism in Eukaryota, Metazoa, Chordata, Actinopteri, Carangiformes, Carangidae. The transcript is spliced from 8 exons.
UACAUCCAAUAUGAAAUCUGAACCAAACUGUUUGAAUGCACUUUAUACAAAAACGGAGUCAUCUGCUGAACACAAAUCAUUCACCUUCUCCGUUCUUUUGUAUGAAUUAAACAAAAGAUAUAAUGUCGACUUAAGAGGUGCAUAUACAUGCUCUGUUUCCAGUCUUUGUGCUCAGUUAAGCUUUAUACUGUAUCAACCACACAGAUAUGAAAGUGGUAUCAAUCUUCUCAUCGAAUGCCCAGCAAGAAAAACCAAUAAGCAUAUUUCCCCAAAUAUAGAACUGCUAUAUAAGGUUUAAUUUCUCCCUAAUACCAGAGAUUAGGAAAUAGAAAAAGCAAUUCUAAAUGAAAGUAUCAUGAAAUCAGGUGAUGGAAUUAAAGCUUAAUUAAAGGGUCAAAACCUUCAGAAGCACUUAGAGUAUUAAGAACAAUUUGACCUUGUUCCUAAUACGACGUGUGUUGCUGGGGUUUUGUUGUUUGGUGUGGAUUAAAGGCUAAAUUGGAAAGAAAAUGGUGUGCUUGUAGUUUUUAGGAUGGAUAUAGUGGACAUGAUCUCACAGUAAGUGGCAGCUAUUAACAGGCUUUUUUGCAAAGGUCAAACAGAGUGAUGCCAGUAAUUAGCAAAAUCUGAGAAAUUGAUGUUAUGCCACCUGAGGCGAGCUGAAAGCUCGUUAUCUACCACCUUCCCCGUGUCACCUGAAUGCACCACUUUUCCCUCAGAACUCACUUCCUGUGCCACAGGUGAUACGGAUGAGCAUAAUGAAGUCCGCCUCCUUCAUUCAUCAGUGAUUCUAACAGAUUACGUUGUCAGUGAAAGGCUGUUGAACUACGUUGUUUUUAAAUCAUGAAGGCCACAGACAGUAAUGUGAUUCGGUUUCACCUUCAAGUCCUUUAUGGGAUAACUGCAAAGAGCUUAGAGAAGAAAAAGGACAGACUGUUCAUCGGUGGUGCCAAGAUCUUUGGUGUGCCUCUGGAAAAUUUAGCCAGGCAAUACAUCCCUGAGUUUGGACUUGUACCCUGUUUCUUGGUGGAUGCUUGCUCAUUUCUUCUGGAGCGUGCUGGGACUGUGGGCCUGUUCAGAAAACCAGGCUCUCUUCCUCGCAUUAAGACCCUCAGGGCCAAGCUGAACAGAGGGGAGGGGUGUCUGUCCAUAGCCCUCCCCUACGAUGUGGCCACUCUCAUCAAACAGUUUUGCAGGGAGCUGCCGGAGCCGUUGUUUCCCUCUGAGCUCCAUGCAGCUCUGCUCAAGGCCCAGGCACUGUCCAACCUGCAGGACAGGACAUCAGCCCUGCAGCUGCUGUCCUGUCUGUUACCUGCCAGAAACUCCUCCUGUCUGCACUACCUGUUCAACUUCCUCUCCAAAAUUUCCAAGAGGUGUUCAGAAAACCUGAUGACCAGCUCCAACCUUGCUACGGUCUUCGCUCCGUGUCUUUUACCUCCUCCUAACAAGACUGAGAUGUCUGAGGGCAGACUUGAACUCCGAGUUCUUGUCCUGCGCACCUUCAUUGAAAAUCCUAAUUUAUUCGGCGUGAUUCCCAAGGCUGUAAUGGACAGUAUGGAGUUUCUGAUGAACUUCAAUUUUCAGAAGAAGGGACACAGAAAAAGACACAGUUUCAAAGUGAUUCGGCCUGUGAAGACGGUGCCCUGGAUUCAGGGGAGGUCAAAGGUCACACCUGGUGUCUCUGAGCAGAGCCAGGAGUCCACAUCAGGACGCAGACCAACCCUCAGGAGAAGCCUCGGUUUGGAAACUUUCCCCAGUGUCCUGAUGUUUAGGACGUGUGCGCCUUGUGCAGAACAAGACUUCAAACCUGAAACAGAUUCCUUGGAUGGCUCCAGUCCCCUUGGCAAAGAGGCAUGCAAGACACCACAAGAAAGACAAAGAAGAGAUCUGCAUUUGGGAUUUUUCCCCAGACUGACCAGGAGGCAAGAUGCAGACAGCUCGCCUGUGCUCACUGGUUUGGGGAAACUGCAGUUCACGCCCUGGAGAAGACGAUCUUUACUCUGACAUAUAAAGUAUUAAGAAGUAGCCAUGUCAGCGGCUUCACAUUCAUUCAGUAUUUUAGGUUAUGAUCUCUAAUAGACAAGUUUUAUAUUCAGACGGUGGCUUAGAGUGUUUCAUCGUCUUCCAUCAGAUCACCGAAGUUGUAUUUUAGCAUUCUACAUUUUUCUAUAUUUGACUAUUUAUUUCACAACAUGCCAUUGUUUGGGUAAAGAUGCGCCAUAGUUUUAUAUCAAGUGAAUAAAUACUUCAACUUUU